Molecule: messenger RNA, 1287 nt
Organism: Saccoglossus kowalevskii
Lineage: Eukaryota; Metazoa; Hemichordata; Enteropneusta; Harrimaniidae
Source: RefSeq, a predicted model, not a curated record
AUGGGGAGAAAAAUACAGGGCAUUUUUGUCAGACUUCAGCAUGAGAAAGAGAACAUGACAAGUAUUGUCCAUGAAAUGGGGCUCGACAAAUCUGUGCUGGAUAGAUCUAUAGUCAAUUGGGGUAAUGUCAUUAGGUUAAAAAGGGCCUUUAGGGAGGUGAUUGAGACGGGCAGAGUUCUAAAAAUAGGUAUUAUGGGCGGAUCAGUAUCUGCUGUUAAUGUUUACCCACGUCUUUUGGAAAAAGCGUUGAAACGAAUCUUGGAUUCGGAUGUUAGUAUCUAUAACGGGGCUAUCGGGGCGACUGACAGUCAGUACUACGCCUACUGUAUGAGAAAUCACUUAGACACUCAAAAUCUUGAUAUCAUUAUAUGGGAGUUAGCAGUCAAUGAUUUCCUGAAAGGAGUCAGUCCCUCAGGACAAGAAGAAAUUACACGUCAAGUCAUAGAGUUGCCAAACAAGCCGCAGUUGCUUUACGUCAAUUUUCUGUUUGGUAAACAAAUUGCUAAAAAAUCAUGCAAUAACAGUGAAGAUACUGGUGGUCGUGAACUAAGCAUGUACUAUGCUGUACCUUCGAUCAGCCUCAGUAAAGCUGCCUGUAGAAGAAUAAAGGCUGGAAAAGCAGAUGACUUGCUUGGCGGAGUUAACAAAAACCAUCUCUCAUCGAAGGCGCAUUUACAAAUGGAGUUAUUCUUGAGGUAUUUUAUGGUGAAUGUUCUGUCAAAUGUCACUUGGGAGAUCCUGGAAUCAAAGACAAGUUUGUCAUCAGAAGUUAUGACUGAGGUUGAACACGUGCCAGGGCCGUUACCACCAACUUAUUUCAUGGAUACGCGCGUAACAAAGCCAAAAUGUUGGUCAGCAUUGCUCCCACAGUUGGGUAUUGGUGAAUAUCUUUGGCCAAUCAGAGCAGCCGAUGGAUGGGACAAAGUACCAGUUCAUAGUGAUUCUGGUGAUCGUAAACAAGUUUGGGUCGGCAGUAAGAAUGGCAGUGUCAUCCGGUUUCCAAUUAGCAUAGAGCCUUAUGAAAACCUCACCAGUAAACUUGCUAUAUCAACGUUCACAUGUGAGAAUUGUGGAUCAGUUCGGGCGAUUGUUGACAAUGACUUUGCUCGAGCAGCUACUAUCAGUGGUAGAAGUCAGCAUCGAAUCACAUGGCCAACAGUUAUUGCCACCGACCUUGAACCAGGAAGUCAUAACAUCACUAUAAAAUGUCUCAGUGAUGAUCCAUUCCACUUGGCUGCUAUAGCAACAGCCUAUGACCUCACAACACCAUUGUCAAUCUUCACAUGA